Oryza sativa Japonica Group (Japanese rice) is the source of this 3030-nucleotide messenger RNA. The record is from RefSeq and is a predicted model, not a curated record. NCBI's taxonomy places the organism in Eukaryota, Viridiplantae, Streptophyta, Magnoliopsida, Poales, Poaceae.
UUCUCUCUUUUUUCCCCCUUAAUCACAUACCCUCCCCCUCCCGUUCCCCAACGUGUGGUACUGUAAUUUCCCCCCUGAUAAUUCAGGCGAUUUCCGUGGCAGAUUUGUCCGGUUUUUUCACGAACUAAAUCAUCUGUAAAGAUUUGUGAAAAAAAAUAUAUUACCCGCUGAAAAAUCAAUCGAGGCAUACGGAGAUUUGGCUGGGGCCUUCACGAAUCAGGAGCACACGUUGGAUGUGUGGCUCUCGCCAAGCUCGCUCGGCCACUGUCCCCAACUGCAACCACCUGGCGAUGACGCCUCCCGUACACUCUCCUCACCGAUGAUCCAUCGCCGUCGCCAUUGCCAGCGACCGGCGCCCGCGAGGACCUCGCGUCUUGGCCGCAUAAAGCGGCGGCAGCAGCGCCCCCUGGCCCUGGCUGGUCGAGGGGAGGGCGCGAGUUUCCGUGGAUUCCGCGGCUCUACCGUUCACAGCCGCUCGCCAUGACGCCAUCCAUGAUGGCGCAAGAACGGGGGGAGCCGCUCCUGCAGAGCGGCAAUGGCGCCGCCGGCGGGGGAGCCAAGGGGUGGCCGCCGCCGGCGCUGGCCAGGACCGUGCUCAAGGUCCUCAUGUGGGCGGUGUUCCUCACCUGGGCCGCCGCGAUCUUCUUCUACCCGACCAAGCCCGCGCAGGCGGCGUUCGAGGGUUGGAUGGCGGCCACCAAGCAGUCCCUCUUUGGCAUCACCGGGAGUAUUUUCCUCGCAUUCAGCGCGCCGAUUCUGAUCGUCGCGGCUCUGGCGUACGUCUACAUCUCCGCCUUCCCGAGUGACCAUAUCCAUGUGGAGAAGAACAAGCUGAAGACACUGUGUUUCCGGCUCUGGACUUUCCCUGUUCUUGUGGACGGGCCUUUCGGGGUUGUCUCCGCGGUAGAAUUCAUCGGAAUCGUCCUGUUUAUCGUCUAUGUUGUCUAUUCAAUGACCUAUUACGCUGUGGAGAGCGUGAGUCUCAUCUCAAAAUUUGGCCAGAUUUCGCUUACUUACAGCGAGUUGCUAUUGUACAUUAUUGGCCUCCGGUUCGGAUCGAUCGGGUUGUUUUGCAUGGCUUUCCUGUUCCUCCCUGUCUCAAGGGGUUCAGUUCUUCUCCGGCUUAUUGAUAUUCCAUUUGAGCAUGCUACUAGAUACCACGUCUGGCUCGGCCAUCUCACAAUGGCUCUCUUCACAUUACAUGGCCUAUGCUAUGUGAUCGCAUGGUCUCUCGAGGGGAAUCUACUUGGAGAAUUGGCUGCAUGGAAAGAAAUCGGAGUGGCAAACUUACCCGGUGUGAUCAGCUUGGCAGCCGGCCUGCUAAUGUGGGUGACAUCACUCCACCCAGUGAGGAAGACAUACUUCGAGCUCUUCUUCUACACCCACCAGCUCUACAUAAUCUUCGUCGUGUUCCUGGCAUUUCACGUUGGCGACUUCAUCUUCAGCUUCUCGGCCGGACCCAUCUUCCUCUUCAUGCUCGAUCGCUUCCUGAGGUUCUGGCAAUGCAGGGCCAAGGUGGACAUCAUCUCGGCCUCAUGCCGCCCUUGCGGAACCGUGGAACUAGUCUUCUCAAAGCCAGCAAGUCUCCGGUACAAUGCUCUCAGCUUCAUCUUCGUUCAGGUGAGGGAGCUGUCGUUCUUGGAGUGGCACCCGUUCAGUGUGUCUUCGAGCCCCAUGGAUGGAAGAUACCACAUGUCGAUCCUGAUCAAGGUGCUUGGAUCAUGGACUGAAAAACUGAGGGGCAUCAUCACUGAUGCCCAGGAACAGGGCAGGAAUGGCUCUGAGUCAGAGACCGGCCGGAUCACCGCCUGCGUGGAAGGGCCUUACGGGCAUGAAUCGCCAUACCACCUGAUGUACGAGAAUCUCAUCCUGGUGGCCGGAGGCAUCGGCAUAUCACCGUUCCUGGCGAUCCUGAGUGACAUAAUCCAUAGGAUCGAGGAAGGCAAACCAUGCAUGCCCAAGAAUGUGCUGGUGCUGUGGUCGGUGAAGAAGUCCAACGAGCUCUCGCUCCUUUCUGCCGUCGACGCGCAGUUCAUCAGCUCGUCUGUCUCUGACAAGCUACAUCUCGACAUCCAGGCCUUCGUGACCCAAGAAUCCCAACCUCCAUUGGAAGAAGGCAUUGUUGGGGAUGACCAGAAGGCGACCGGCAUGUUCGUCAAGAACGGGACGACCAUGUCCGGGCUGGUCGGCACCGGGAACAACUUCUGGGCGGGCAUGUACUUCGCCGCGUCCACGCUGGGCUUCGUCCUGGCGUACGCGCUGGCGCAGGCGUACUACGUGCGGCGCCUCAACGUGUUCGCGUGGUGGCACCUGGGCCUCGUGUUCGUGCUGUGCAUGGCCGCCGGCGUCGCGCUCCCCGGCGGCCUCGUCGUCCUCCUGUGGCACCUGUCCGAGAAGCGGAAGGCGGAGGACGACAGGUGGGACGCCGCCGCCGCCGCCGUCCCGCGCGCACAGGACGGCGAGGAGGAGGCCGAGCAGACAACGAACGGCGCCGACGCGGCCGACGGCGGCGUCAGCCUCGCCGCGGUGAAGACGACGCGGUACGGGUGCCGGCCACAGUUCGAAGCGGAGUUCGCGGCGUUCGCGGAGAAGGCCGGCGGCGGCGCGGCGGACGUGGGCGUGCUGGUGUGCGGGCCGCCGGGGCUGCAGGCGAGCGUGGCGAGGGAGUGCAGGUCGCACAACCUCGGCCGCCGCGGCGGGAGGCGCCGCCGCGCCGGCGCCGUCUUCCAUUUCAACAGCCACAGCUUCGACCUGUAGUCUGUAGACCAGAGCUAGUACGACACUCUGCGCAGGUGGCGAACAUAUUAAUUUUUAAUUGAUAAUAGUAGUUAAUAUGUACUGUAUAAAAUAACUAAAGAUUAAAAUUAUAGCCGAGGCCCUGCACCAAUAGUAAAUCCAUCCAUCCAUCCUGUUUCCUGUACAGUACACUACACAUACGACAAGCUCGCCGUCGUCGGCGCGUGCAUGUAUAUAUUCUGCAUGAUCGGAAACGUGAGCAUACGUGAAGGCAUUACGAAUUCACAUACGUCA